AUGAGGAAAAGGACAUACCAGGCAGAGUUCCUCAAUUAUGGCUUCACAGAAAUAGAGAACAAAGGACAAAUGAAGCCACAAUGUGUCGUCUGUUUGAAAGUGCUGACUACAGAGUCUUUCAAAAAUAAUCAGCUGAAGAAACACUUGGACAAUUUGCACUCACAUCUGUCUUCCAAACCACGGGAAUACUUUGAGAAUUUGGAAAGAGCUGUCAAAAGGCAGAGAUUGGAUAGCAACAAGAGAGCAACAUUUGAUCAACGUUCAGCAUCAAAAGCUAGCUUUGAAGUGGCCUGGUUGAUUGCUCGAAACAAGAAGCCGCAUACUAUUGGCGAAGAAUUAGUCAAACCUGCAGCUGUGGGAAUGGCAGAAAUCAUGUGUGGGCAGAAAGAAGCCAUGCAAAUGGGUUCAGUGCCUUUGUCUGCAAGAGUUGUGAAAGAGAGAAUUUCCAUCUUAGCAGAAAAUGUGAGAGAACAAGUGAUUUCUUCAAUAAAAGAGACCAAAGAUUUUGCUAUUCAACUUGAUGAGACUACAGAUGUCAGUAGCAAUUCGCAGCUGAUGGUAUAUGCUCGACACAGGGGUUCUGAUGCAAUUGAAAAAGAAAUGUUGUUAUGUUCUCCUCUUGAGUUGAGAUCUCGUGGAAUUGAUGUCUUCAACAAGGUUGAUGCACACUUCAAAAAACCAAGUGUUGAUUUGAAGUGGGAAGACUAUAUUGCUGUGUCUGUUGAUGGAGCUCCAGCCAUGUUGGGUCAUGUCAGUGACUUUGUGACUUUGGCCAAAGAGCAGAAUCCAAAAAUUGAGGUUUCCCACUGUAUGAUAUAUCGCCAGGCAUUGGUUGUGAAGCAGUUGGAACCAGAACUGGAAGCUGUCAUUAAUGAUGUGAUCAAGAUUGUCAAUGCUGUGAAAGGGCAUGCACUAAACACAUGGCUGUUUCGUGAUUUAUGUGAGGAUGGGGAGGCUGAAUAUUCAGGCCUCCUUUUUCACACAGAUGUGAGGUGGCUUUCACGUGGAAAUGCCCUGGUGAUCAAAAACAUGCCCUUGCAGAUAAGUUCAGAAACUCCACUUGGCUUGCACUUCUUGCAUAUUUAG
Messenger RNA from Homarus americanus (American lobster), 1086 nucleotides. RefSeq names its product zinc finger BED domain-containing protein 5-like. NCBI's taxonomy places the organism in Eukaryota, Metazoa, Arthropoda, Malacostraca, Decapoda, Nephropidae. The transcript has a single exon. The record is from RefSeq and is a predicted model, not a curated record. Bases 1 to 1086 code for a protein of 361 amino acids.